Molecule: messenger RNA, 1524 nt
Organism: Acinonyx jubatus (cheetah)
Lineage: Eukaryota; Metazoa; Chordata; Mammalia; Carnivora; Felidae
Gene: SMCO2
Product: single-pass membrane protein with coiled-coil domains 2
Exons: 10
Coding region: 384-1313 (309 amino acids)
Source: RefSeq, a predicted model, not a curated record
GCGGAAUGUCAGAGAAAAAAGUCCAACUGCAAACUCGCCUGCCUAGGUGUGUAGCUCUCACAAAUGGCCUCUUCUAGGGGAAAGGUGGAUCUGGCCUCACCAGAACUUUUCAGGGAAACUUAACUGUCCCCAGUCUACCCCACUGAAUUGAGAGCAUUUUAUGAUUACCAGGUUGAGAAGAACAAGGAUAUUAGCAGGUAUAUACUAUUUCACAGCUGUACCGUCUCGUCACAACCUUGCCAGGAGCCUUGACAUCAAAUCCUUGAUUAUUGUAACCAUGCUUUAAAAUUCCUGGGACCCCAAAUUGUCUGGUUAGCAGAUACUGAAGAGGGCAAUCUGAGUGGUCAGGCCUGGAGAAAAUCCCCCACAAAAUUGCUGAAGAAAUGGCUCUUAUGAAGCUAAGUGACAGGAUGUCUCUGCAGAUGAAGACAGUUGGAAAGGAACAACAGUUUACUAAGAAAAACAAUGGCUUUCUCCAAAAUACGGAUGUGGCUGAAGGUGCAAUGCAGAAUUUGCAGAGGGAAUUUACCAAAAUGGACCGCAUAUUGGACAGAUCAGAUGAUGAGAACAACAUUUUCUCUGAAAAGCCUCAAAGUGACUUCCAUCAUGUGACAGAGACUACAAAAUGGGUAAGGGAAGAUAAUAUGCCGGAGCUGGGUGCUGAGCAUCACCAGGACCUGCAGAACGAGCAGGAUGAGCAAGAAACAAAUCAGGUUCAACAUGAGGAUCCUCAAGUGCCUACAUCUUUGCAGUUUUCAGAGGAGAGCAUCCCUGAACUGAGUCAGGAGAACACGCUCUUCCAGCUAAACCACUGGAAUAUACAGAUGGGUUUACAAGUGAGAGAACUUGGAGCUGAUCACAUAGACUGGAUGGAGAAAAUGAACAAUAUUAUGCAAAAAAUAAACCUAACAGAAAACACAGUGAAGAGCUUAUUAAAUGAGGUGGUGUCCCUGGAGGGCCACAUUGAAAAGCUGGAGUCACAAAAGGACUAUGACCCUGAUAAGGGGGCAAACAUUGAGGAGAAGAUCAUGCAAAUUAAGAAGCAAUUACAAGAAAUGGAUAACAAAUGUGUCCAGGAAGAUGCUUGUAAUGAAGCUCAUGCAUUAAAGGAGAAACUCAUUGCAAGAAUAAAGAACUUUUACAAAGACAUGACUCUGCUGAAUACAAAGCUGGGGAUGUACGAAAAGCAAGAAGGGAAAACAGACUCUCAGAGUCCUGAAGAAAUGGGAGUGGAAGAAAGAGAACCUCUGCAUCCUCAGGCUCCAUCCCCCCCUUUAGGGGAGAAUGCUCCUUCUGGCAUUACAGUGUGGUAACUGGAUUAUCUGGGACGUUUCUUUCUUUCUUUGUGUUUUCUGGAUCUGCCAGAUCGUCUGCCUUAAUCAAGUAUUGCAUGUAUAAUUAAAAAAUAAUAACGCAAGGAUUUAAAGGCAAACAAAAUACAUCGUAGGUACAGCCUAGAAGGAGGAGUCCUUAAAGACUUGAGAAAGCUUCUAUUGCUUUCCAAAGGGUAAGUCAGGUGCCAGG